Patiria miniata (bat star) is the source of this 2046-nucleotide messenger RNA. RefSeq names its product outer dense fiber protein 3-like. Gene Ontology annotation, cellular component: cytoskeleton. Lineage: Eukaryota; Metazoa; Echinodermata; Asteroidea; Valvatida; Asterinidae. The coding region runs from base 132 to 899 and encodes 255 amino acids. The transcript has 4 exons. The record is from RefSeq and is a predicted model, not a curated record.
CGUGUAGUUAGGAGUGCGCGCCCGACGACGCUGAUAAACUAAAAACAUUACACAUGAACCGCAUUACACGUGCAUGACCUGAAACCGAGGAGUUGGAGAUUUUUUUGUUACUGGAAAUAUUCACAAAGAAAAUGGAGAAAUCAGAUGGUCUAAAGGAAGAUGGAAGUCCAAUGAUUGCUGCAAGAGAGAGAGGACCGGGGCCUGGUCGCUAUGGACUUCCUUCGACUUGUGGUGCACACAAACAUGACAUGACCAAACACAUGAAACCUUCUUACUCCUUUGGGAACCGGCUAGAAAACUCCAUGUUCGGAAAAGACAUCAGUCCUGGGCCAGCACAUUUCAUCAACCCUACUAUCACAAGAGUGGGAAAAGACGGGACACCUGCAUACUCUAUCCUGGGCCGACAGAAAGAUCCAAAUACAUUUGUCACUCCAUCACCGUAUGCCUACAGUCCAGAGAAGGUGCACCCACAGGGUGAGCGCCAUGCACCAGUGUACUCCAUGGGCGCUCGCACCCGAUUCAGGAAGCGCGACCAAAGCCCCGCCUCCAACAGUUACACCCUGCCAAAACUCAUCGGGCCGAAGGUGCCCAACAAGAAGUCAGCUGCGAGCCACUCCAUGACGGGCCGGCCCAAAGUGGGCGGGUACUUGGAGGAUUUGUCGAAGACCCCUGGGCCAGGAAGUCACAACGCCGUGCACCCGGACGUCACCAAAAACAAGAAGCCCUUGUAUUCCAUGCUGGGCAGGAACAAUAUGCCUGGGGACGGCACCAAGAAACCUGGACCUGGGGCACACAGCCCGGAAAAAGUGACCGUCAACAAGAGGAAGUACCCAAGCUUCUCACUGGGAAUCAAGCACUCGGAAUUUGUCUGUCCGCUCAUCAUCGAUGUAACUGAUUAGAUGAUGCCCCUGUUUCUUGAGUGUCUUGCCAGUUACCAAGUUUUAAAUCUUCACCAGUCUGGGCUUUAUGGAAAAGGGAAAUUUUAUAAAGUUUUGUGAGGCAGACAUUUAGUUACUGCCGAGGAAUAUCCAUAUAUCAAUUAUCUUGGUUUAUUUGGCAAAGCGAUACAUGUACAGCCGACAUCGUUAAUACAAACUCAGUCGGACAUUGCCACAAUGUUUGUUAUAAACUUAUAUCAACAUUUUGUAUUAAGUGCUAAUCCCAUUCAUCGUGCACAUAAUAUGCACAGCUAGAACCAAGGCUUAAUGUUUGAUAUACAUGUAACCAGAAUUUGUAUUAACAUUGUUUGUAUUAACAAGAGUCGACUGUACCUUUUAUCAUGGAGCUAAUAGCGGUGCAAAUUUGACCCAGUUGUUGUUGUUACUUUGGGUAAUUAAUUAAUUUUCUGUGCUGGAUUUUUAUAGCAGAAUCACAUACUUGCUUUUCAGUGGUCAGUGAACAACAUAGAAGCUAAUAUUGCAGUAAAUGUAGACACCAAAAGGGCAUGUUCAUAUUGACCAUAUCUGAUUAGUAGAUACAUUGUGUAUUUCAUUUAUUCAAAGCUGUGUGCAUCAUAUCAGGGUACCACUUCUUAUUUUUUCAUAUCUUCUUUUUUUUACAGAACAAACGUAUUUUGGGCAUUUCUUUAUACAGAAUAUUUCUACCAAUUUUUAUCCAGACAAUACAUGUACAAUGUAUUUAUUUCACACUUGCUUUAUAACAGGGUCCAUGUACACAAUAUGGGGUUAACUUCCGUCCAGUAUGGUCCAGUGUGUGAAUAUUGUAUUUCUGCUAAGAUGCAGCCAACAUGUAAAUAUGUACAGUAUAAGCAGCAGAUUUAACAAUGGCAAUAUGUAAACAGUAUACGUGUACAUGUAUACAUUUUUAACAAUGUAAAAGUGUAGGCUCUUUGGAGAAGAGGUCAAAGGUCAGAAUAGGUUUCCAAAUGUGUGCGUAUGUCUGAACCUGUACAGUAAACAAAAAAUGUGUACAUGUACAGCAAAAUAUCUAUGCAGGCUUUUGUAAACUGAUAACUUUUCUGCACUGUACAGAAUUGACAUUUUAUAUUAUAAAUUGAAUAAAGCAAUAUAUGCAUGUAUUACAUUU